Molecule: messenger RNA, 1309 nt
Organism: Erigeron canadensis
Lineage: Eukaryota; Viridiplantae; Streptophyta; Magnoliopsida; Asterales; Asteraceae
Product: 50S ribosomal protein L18-like
Exons: 4
Coding region: 608-985 (125 amino acids)
Biological process (GO): translation
Cellular component (GO): ribosome
Molecular function (GO): structural constituent of ribosome; 5S rRNA binding
Source: RefSeq, a predicted model, not a curated record
AAUUUAACCAAACUUAUGAAUAUGAGUUUCGAUUUAUUAGUGGUUCUCAUACCACUGGCCAGCAAGGCUAAGGUCUUUUUUACCUAGGAACAGCCCUGCAUCUGGAGUUCCUUUACUUUCUUUUCACCAAAGGCGGGCGAUCUUCUAAUAACUAAGAUACUGGACGUGGCGAGGGUUGCUGUUAUGCGAUGGAUGGACAUGGAUCAGAUUCAGAGGGAGCUCACUGAGUGAUAUUGCUAAAGUUAAAUCCACCUGCGUAACCUGAGCGACCGAUAUUGCCAAAAUGGUAGUGCAACCUUGAGAUUCAUCCUCAUCUUCAUCUCUGUCACAGAAUCAGUGAAGCUCAAGAACUUUGGAGCUUCAAAAGUGCUUAUAUUUGAGUCAAACAGUAUCAGUCAAUGGUAGUCAUAAUUUUGAAACCAAUAAGACUUUAGAAACCACUAAGAAGGAAACAAGUGGGAAUCGAACGUCAGACAACUCUUUCGGAUUAUUUUUAUACAAGUGUUCAACCAUUCGAGCACCAUUAGCUGCUUUGUAUACAAGCAUUCAACCAUUCGAGCACCAUUAGCUGCUUAUUUGGAAGCAAAUCUUGCUGAGAAUACAAAGGAUGACGGUGUUGAAGAGGUAUGUGCUGAGGUUGUUCAUGUCAUUAAAGUACGUUACUGCUAAUGUAGUGGAUAGGAACAAUGGGCGAAUAGUUGCAACAGCAUCAACAGUUGAACAUUCUAUCAAAAACUCACUUGAGUGUGGUAGAACCUGCAAUGCAAAAGCUGCAACAGUUGUGGGUGAGGUGUUGGCUAUGCGACUUAAGGUAGAAGGUCUUGAAUCUGGCCAAGAAAGAGGCAUUCAUGUUGACGUGAAUAAAGAGCUUGAGAAAAAAGAUUUCAAAAAUCGAACCAAGGUUUGGGCUAUUAUCAAUUCUCUUAAAAGCAACGGUGUCAGGCUCAUUCUUGACGAGAGUAAUGAUGCUUCUCGGCUAGGUUAAGCCUUUCUGCUAUGACUUGUUUAGCCUGGUACUAUUUGGUCCACAAAACACAUUACCGGUUUGAUCUUUGUUUAAAGAAAAUUUUAGAAUGGAAAAGCUAUAUGUUAUGAGUGAUGACUACUGUGCAGAAGCUCGACAUUUAAGAAUAAAUACCAUGAGUGAUGACACAAAGGCUGAUUGGUCAAAUAUGUAGAUAGCAAGAUUUGGAUUUAUGUUUUCGUGUUCUGAUUGCAUGACCUGAAUCAACUUGCAAUAUCAAAAUUUUUGCGUUACCUGUCACUUCAGUUUAUAUAUCUUAUAUCCAGAUGGGAAAUAUGGUUUGUA